This is a messenger RNA of Prunus armeniaca (apricot), 1665 nucleotides long. The record is from the annotation of a GenBank genome assembly. Lineage: Eukaryota; Viridiplantae; Streptophyta; Magnoliopsida; Rosales; Rosaceae.
AUGGCGGAAGGUUUAAUUUCGCAAGCAGAGAAUGGGGACAACAUGGAAGAGGUGGCUAAGGAAUAUUUUGAUGAACUGUUAUCUCGAUCAUUGUUUCAAACGUCAAGGAAAUCAAGUUUCGUUAUGCAUGAUCUCAUCAAUGACUUGGCUGUGUUCAUGUCUAAAGGAUUUUGUUCAAGGUUGGAAGGUGGUGGGGAAUCACAUGAAGUAGAAAGAGUUCGCCAUUUGUCAUAUGCUAGGAAAGAUUUUGAUGGUGCUCCGAAAUGUGAGCCAUUUAAGGGGGCUAAGUGUUUGCGUACCUUUCUACCUACCUCUUUAAAUACUUAUCAAGAGUAUUAUCUAAGUAAAAAGGUUGUACAAGAUUUGAUGUCGUCACACAGAUGUUUACGGGUGUUAUCAUUGUCACGUUAUAGGAAUGUCACUCAGCUACCUGAUUCUAUUAAAAAUCUUAUUCACUUGCGCUAUUUGGAUCUCUCUAGAACUGCAAUUGAAAGGUUACCUGGCGUACUUUGCAGUUUGUACAAUUUGCAGACGUUACUAUUGUCAAAUUGUUCCUCUCUCGUUGAAUUACCUGCAGACUUGAGAAAAUUGAUAAAUUUACAGAAAUUAAUGCUGGGAGGUUGUUGGUCUCUUGCUAAAUUGCCUGUAGACCUGUGGGAAUUAAGUAGUUUGCAUCAUCUUGAUGUGCGUGGAACUAAAAUUGCAGAGAUGCCAGCACAAAUGAGUAGACUAAAAAGUUUGAGAACGUUGACUGCUUUUGUUGUGGGGAAAUCUACUGGGUCGACCAUUGGGGAAUUGGGGGAGCUUCCACAUCUUCGAGGAAAACUUUCAAUUCUAAAACUGCAAAAUGUAGUUGAUGCUAAGGAUGCCGUGCAAGCCAAUUUGAAGAAUAAGAAGGAUCUGAAGAAGUUAGAGUUGGCAUGGGGCGAUGAAGACUCGAAUGAUUCCGAAAAAGUGAGAGAUGUACUUGACAAGCUCCAGCCUUCAAUUAGUUUGGAGAAACUGACCAUCGAAUUUUACGGUGGAACCAACUUCCCUAAUUGGUUAGGAAACUCAUGCUUCUCAAACAUACAAGUCAUGCGUCUCAGCAAUUGUAAAUAUUGUUGGUCGCUGCCACCAGUUGGGGGGCUACCUGCUCUCAAAGAGCUCUAUAUAAAAAGGAUGGAAUUUGUUAAGACAAUUGGUGUUGAGUUCUAUGGCAGAAAUGGAGCGUAUCUAAUUCAGCCAUUUCAAUCACUGGAGAAGCUGGAGUUUAAGGAGAUGGCAGAGUGGGAGGAAUGGGUACCAAGUGGAAGUGGAGGUCCAGACUUUCCUCGUCUCCAGGUGCUGAUUCUAUGUAUGUGUCCGAAGCUGAGAGGAAGCUUGCCUCGUGAUCUGCCUUGCUUGAAGAUGCUUAGUGUGAGUGGGUGUGGGGUUUUGCAUGAUCAAAGGGCCACUGCUACUACUAGUAGUAGUACUAGUCUCAACUACAAUUCUCUUGAAGAAUUGAAAAUAGAAGAUGGAUGCCAAACAGGUCUGUUAUCAUUACUAGAGACAAAGCUCCUGUCCAAACUUAUUUUGAUGACAUACAGUGCUUGCCCAGCAUCAAUCGUCUUCAAAGAUUGUCUCUCUGGAAUUGUCCAACGCUGUCCUCGUUCCCUGAAGAUGGCCUACCCACUUCGUUGA